This is a messenger RNA of Polychytrium aggregatum, 996 nucleotides long. RefSeq names its product calmodulin-binding-domain-containing protein. The coding region runs from base 1 to 996 and encodes 331 amino acids. The record is from RefSeq and is a predicted model, not a curated record. Lineage: Eukaryota; Fungi; Chytridiomycota; Chytridiomycetes; Polychytriales. Gene Ontology annotation, cellular component: cytoplasmic microtubule. The transcript has 9 exons.
AUGGACGCCAAGCAGAUCAAGCGCCGGCAAAUGUCGGGCCACCAGAUGUCAUCGCUCCUGCAUCCUACCCACGGCCUGCGGGACGAGCUCAUCCGCCGCGGAGAGACGCCCAAGGAUCACGGAAGGAUCAACUACCAUCGUAUCAAGGAGAUGGAGAGGGCCAAUCAUGAGAAAAAGCAGCAAGAGCAGGUACCGCCACCCCAGCCCUUCAAGCUCAAAAAGUUCGACGCCGUCAAGGCCAAGCUGGACACCCGCCGCAGCUCGGCCCCCGGCUCGCCGACAGCAAGCGGAACGCCUGAAUCGUCACGACCAUCCACGGCGGCAUCAUCCUCGACGACGGCCUCGCAAAAGAACUUUAUUCGAAUCAACUCGCUCCGAGCAAAGAACAUGACUCCGUCCCCCAGUCCAACUGUCGAGCCUGUUGCUCCCGAUCGAAAGCUUCGUCUCGGACAGGUGCCAAAGUACUUGAUCGAGCGGAAGAUGGUGUGGGCGGAUCAAGAGCUGCAGCGCCUCGAGAGUCUGAAGAAGGAGGAGGUUCCUGAAGGGAUGAUUCAAAUUAGCGACUUCCAAAGAACAGAGACCCUCAGACAUCUUCAGCGCCGCAAACAAUCCCUGGUCGCCGAGCUCAAUAACUUGCCCGUGAUUCUCGAGACGCUUCGGAUGAAGAAGAAGAAGCAGGAGAUUGAGACGGAGCUGGAGGAGACCGACCAUGCCAUCGAUACGUUCUCAAAACCCAAGGUGUUUGUUCGUCGGAGCGACACCGAUGAAGCCAUCGAUGUGACCGCGGCUGGGACAAGCGCAUCGACAGCAGAGAAGGAAAACACUGGGCGAGACCCCUCUUACGGAGACUUGAUUCACGGAGCCGUUGGCACAUGGAGCGGCUACGAGGGCCGCACCGUCAUCCCAAAGCAACCCGAGGCAACCACCAGGCUCGGCGGCAAACCCAAGCUCGGUCCGUCAAAAUCCAUGCCCGUCAUGAAACACCGCUUCGCGUAG